UAAUAUUAAAUUAAAUACAUUUACAAUUAGUAAUUAUUGGGUCGCCCAAAAUGAAGGUCUUUACGGUUAUUUUAUUUUGCGUCUUAGCCGCGGUACAGGGCCGUGUCGUAUCGUCCAACGAUGAAGAAACCAGUUUUGAUGUACCCUGGUUUGUUCACCUUCGUUUCUCACGCAUGUCGUUCAGAGGACGUCUGGACUCCUGUGUAGGAACUAUCUACAACAAAAGAUGGAUCAUUACUGCUGCUUCCUGCUUGUCUGAAUUGGCCAGUGACGGCGUUCCAACGGACUCACGUUUUAUAUGGGUCCGCUACGACGCCUCAAAUGUCUACAGACCUGGUUUCGUGACAGAAACCACAAAGGUUAAAAUCCACCCUGAGUACGAUCACAAAACUGGAGCCAAUGACAUUGGUCUUAUUGACAUUGACAGGGAUAUUGAAUUCACAGACAAGAUCCAGCCUAUUCCUUUGGCAGCCUCUGACGCUGAAGUGCCUGGAACUGGCCUGGUUUGCGGCUACGGCGAAAAAGAUGGAGAGGCCGGUGAAGAUCUUUACUGCGUGGUUGACACGGUUACUGAAGUUGACGGUCUACUAGUGGCACAGAGCUCUGCCAAUGCUACCAGGUACGACUUGGGAGGGGCUUUAGUGUCUGACGGCAAAGUACACGCUAUUCUUGUACGCAUCGCUGAUGAAACCUCAGCAGGAGCCUUCCUUUCUACUUCUAAGUACGUAGCCUGGAUUGAAGAGGAGACAGCUGAGAAGGAACCUGAACCUGAGGAAGAAAAGAUUUCCGUUGUUGAUGGAGACGACGUGCUUAUUGCAGAACCCAUUCUAACGUUUUAAAUUCAAUUAUAAACUAAUAAACAAAUAAAAUUAAGUGUCUAUACUGA
Pieris brassicae (large cabbage white) is the source of this 886-nucleotide messenger RNA. Its product is annotated as trypsin beta-like. Gene Ontology annotation, biological process: proteolysis. The coding region runs from base 51 to 839 and encodes 262 amino acids. Lineage: Eukaryota; Metazoa; Arthropoda; Insecta; Lepidoptera; Pieridae. The record is from RefSeq and is a predicted model, not a curated record. Gene Ontology annotation, molecular function: serine-type endopeptidase activity. The transcript has 9 exons.